AUGGCGGAUAAAGAUGCUAUGGAUAUUUACCACAAAGAUUAUGAGGAACAUUCACAAGAUGAUGGAGACCAAAUAGAUAUUUAUGAUGAUGUUAUGGACCCUACUCAUAAUGAGAACUCCGGUAACAGCACUCCACGCAGUGAAGAGAAUACCGAGAGUUUUCAUUACUCUUCUUCAUACUCUGGCAAGAAGUACCAGUUGUAUAUUGGAAAUCUGACAUGGUGGACAACUGAUCAAGAUAUUGCAGAUGCUGUGCGCUCAGUUGGUGUACAGGAUUUUUUAGAAGUCAAAUUUUUUGAAAAUCGUGCUAAUGGUCAAUCCAAAGGAUUCUGUUUGAUUUCUCUUGGAUCAGAGGAGAGUUCAAAGAUAUGUCUUAAGGCUUUACCUCGCAAAUAUAUUCAUGGCCAAAAUGUUGUUGUCACCUAUCCCACAAAAUCAGCAUUGACAAAGUUUGAGAAUGAAGCUAAGAUGAGGUCACCCGCGGCCGGUAACAAACAAGGUCAGCAGAGCCAGAUGCCCCCUCGGGGCCAGCAGCCUGGUGUACUGACCAAUGCGCUGCCACCAGAUCAGGGCCCCAGGCCGCAGCACCACCACCAGCCACCGCACUACAAUCAGCAGUGGCAUCAUAACGGCAUCCGCCAUCCUGGACCACCUAGGGUUUCUGGACCUCCUCACCAUAUGCAGCAGCAAGGACCCCCUCAGCCACCUCCUGGCAUGUACCCAGGACCUCCUAGGAUGCCUGGACCUCCAAUGGACCAGCAUGGACCUCCCCCACCACGUCCUGACUGGCCUAGACCUCCAGGUAUGCAGGGACCAGGUUACGGUCCAAUGGUGGGCCAGGGCAUGCAAGGGAAGCAGCAAGGUAUGCCGAUGCCUGGCAUGCACCAGCAGGGGCCUCCACCUCCUCGCCCAGCUCCACCUAUUCAAGGAAUGCCUCCAAACCAGAACCCUGGAGGACCUUACUUCCAACCUGCUCCUCCGCCUAGGCCCCCACCUCCGGGGCCUUCUAUGGAUUUUGGACCACCGCCUCCUCAGACACGUCCCCAUCACCCACCCAUGCAACAGUACCCGAUGGGAGGUCAGCAGCCACCACCUCAGCAGCAGCCGCUUGUCUCGAUGGAUAAACAGCCGCAGUUCUCAGAAAUAGAGUUCGAGGAGAUCAUGUCACGGAACAGGACAGUUUCUAGCUCCGCGAUAUCAAGGGCCAUCUCAGAUGCAGCUACAGGUGAAUUUUCCAGUGCAAUUGAAACUUUAGGGACUGCUAUAUCUCUAAUCAAGCAGUCCAAGAUAUCUAAUGAUGAUAGGUGUAAAAUCUUGAUAUCCUCGCUCCAAGACACUUUGCAUGGUGUUGAAGCCAAGAGAUAUCAAGCUUCAAGUAGGAGAGAGCGUUCGAGGUCACGUGAUAGGGCUCCUCAUAGAAGGUCUCGAAGAAGUAGGUCAAGAGAGAGGAGUCGUGAUAGGUAUUACGGAGAGAGUGGUGGAAGCAGUAGUUAUGGUAGAGAGAGGUCCAGGAGUCGAGAAAGGGAUCGAGAGAGGAGCCGUGAUGACAGUUCCAGGUAUUACGAAGAAAGAUACCGGGAAAGAGAAAAGGAAAGGGACAGGGACAGAGAUCGUGAAAGAGAGCGUGAAGGAAGACACUCAGAGAGGGAGCGUGAAAGAGAGAGUACAAGGACUUCCUCGAGACACUAA
Messenger RNA from Nezara viridula (southern green stink bug), 1689 nucleotides. The record is from the annotation of a GenBank genome assembly. NCBI's taxonomy places the organism in Eukaryota, Metazoa, Arthropoda, Insecta, Hemiptera, Pentatomidae.